This is a messenger RNA of Phytophthora nicotianae INRA-310, 3389 nucleotides long. RefSeq lists its product as hypothetical. The transcript has a single exon. The coding region runs from base 75 to 3173 and encodes 1032 amino acids. Lineage: Eukaryota; Oomycota; Peronosporomycetes; Peronosporales; Peronosporaceae. The record is from RefSeq and is a predicted model, not a curated record.
AAAGAAAUUGGGCCAAUCAUCUGCUACAGUCUUUUUUUACAUCGACGUCGCCCUAACGAAGACAGCAGUUGACGAUGCAAGCCUCGGAUGCUCCUGCCGCUGGCCCGGACGCCGUCCUUCGCAUGCAGUUCGACAAUGCAAUCACCAAGUUUGUCGUGGCCCAAUCCGACCAGCUCCGAAUACUCCACAAACUCCAGGACGAAGUCUGUGCACAGCUCUCAACCGUGACUAAAACACCUUCUUCUCCCCCGAAGUCAGGCCUCAACGCCAUGAUCGACGAGCUCUUUGCACGUCCUGAAGUGCAUCGAGGCCUGAUCGAGUGGGUGGGAGAGGAGGAGGCCUGCACAAGAGCUAAAACGUUAGUUGCAGAGCUCCAAGUAGACAUCAAAACUGGAGAAGGCAACGACGCCCGUACGACGCUGAACAAACUGCUGCCUCUGUAUAUGGAGGCGCUAAAUGUCCGAGCAUUGGGCGUACACGCGAUCCCAGGGGCCUCACCGGGAGGAAAGAAUGGAGACAAGAAGCUUUUUCUAGGACGCCUCGUGGUGGAAUGUAUGCAGCCAUUUCUGGAGCAAAUCCGGAUGAUGUAUUCGGAUAUUGUGUAUGAUGAAGAAUCGUAUUCAUCUGGCAAAGGUGAGGACUUCAAGGAGACGACUAAGCGCCUCAAGGCUGCGCUGUUUGUGUUCUUAAAUACUGGGAAUUACGCCUCGCACAACCGUGGAAAACUGAGUUUUUGUCAACAAAUCGAGCUUUGCGGGGCAGUGGGUGCUAUGGCUGAGACGCUGCCAGUAGUUUUUCAAGCUUGCCAAGCUGUCCAGCUAGCGCGCACGUUGGAAGCUAGUGGAAAGAAAAGCCCAAAAAAGCGAGAAACAGUCGCCGAUGCAACUAGCCCGAGCACUAGCCCGAGGAAAGAACCAUCAGCCCCGCCCCAUGCAAAUGACGAGCUACCAGUGGAGAUUAAAAUUGGAGAAGAAAGCGGAAUAUUUGUCACUUCCAGUGAACAGUUAUCCCAAGGUUCAGACAUUACGAAUUUGCCUGAAGAAGUUGAAUCGCGCGGUGGAGAAUACUCUCCUGUGGCAGCAAAGCAGCCGAUUAACUUAGCUACUUACUACAGAGAGUACUUGAUCGACAGUUCACGGGCAAAAUAUGAGGACACUCUGAUGCACAUGGAAAAGGUACCUAAAGCUCGAGUUUGUGUAAACGGAAUUUCGUGCAGUAAUGCUGAUUGCGGGGAGUCGCACAGUACGCUCGAGGCACUGGCUUUUAAUCCGCUUAUUGCGACGCUCAAGUGUCCGGUUCCUAAAACUUUGUGGCAUGACUCUGCGCACAAGAACAAAUGCUGUCUAUUCAAUCACGGCGACUUUAAAGGCGCUGGGACCUUCCGAUGGUGUAAAAAGAUUUUGUGCUGGAGUCUUGCUGGUUGUAAGAAUCCUGAGUGUCUCCGAUCGCAUUCUUUGGCAGAAGUUUGUUGGUUUAACCCGAACUUCAGGACCGACGAAUGCGUUCAAGGAAACGAUUGCCAAUGGAAACGCAAUUGUAGUGCGUUCCAUAAAGAAUUCCACAAGAAAAAGAGAAUUCCAGGAACCAAGGAAUACAUUGGGGUUGCAGAACGAAUUCUAUUUCCCGAGCGCACCUUUGAGGCAUUGAGAAAGGUACCGUUACCAUCACCGUCGAAGGCGAAAGCAAAUAAAUCCCCGACUGCAUGUGCGCAACGAAACCAAUUGGCGACUAGACCCUCUGAUUUGAUCAAAUAUCACAAGAAGCGUGUGAGUCAGAUGCAGAUUUCGAGCUUGGACCAAGAGAAAUACACUCGUGUGCUAAGUCAAAUGCAGAUGGUGCCGACAGCGCGAAUGUGUAUGAAUGGAGAACACUACAAGCAAGACGACAGCACGAAUCUGUGCGCCUCGUCACACAGUGUCAUUGAGGCGUUAUCUUUUAAUCCUUUGGCGAUAGUGCUGACAUGCCCCACUCCAGUGGAUUGUCGCGACGAUUUCAUUCACGAAAAGGGCCUUUGUAUAUUCCACCACGGAGAUAAACCCGUUCCUAAAGACUUUCUCAAGACGAAAAAUUUGCUCUGCGAGUUAAUGGAGAACUGUGAGGAUGAAACUUGUACGAAGUCGCACUCGAUCGCAGAAAUCUGCUGGUUUUUCCCCAUAUUUCGAGUGAACAAAUGCCCUCAAGGAGAUUCGUGCAAGCGAAAGGAAAAAUGUUCGCUGUAUCACAGCGAGUAUCACGAAAAAAGAGACCCGAUCAUGAACAACACGGUUGGAAAAACUGAAUCAGCACUCUUUAUCUCGCGAACAUUUUCAGUACUGGCCUCCAAGACAACAUGUUUACAGAGCCGUGAAGACGUUGAAGGUGUACCAAGUUGCGAGUUAAGUGAAGUCACCCAGCAGGUAUCUCUAACGGACGUUGGAGGUACUGAUGAGUCCUUUCUGCGUUUAAAGCAACAAGGUCACAGCUAUAUGCUCCGUUACGACGAAGCAUUAAACAAAUGCUCCGAUGUUGAUCGGGUCAAGUACGAACAAGUACUAGAACACAUGAAGGUGGUCUCCAAGGCACGAUUGUGCACUAAGUGUGAGAAUCACGUUGGUGUUGAAACAUGUACCGAGUCUCACUCUCGCUUGGAAGCCCUGGAAUCUAAUCCCCUUGCAAUGAUACUCAAAUGCCCGAUUUCUUCUGACACUCAAUGUCAGUCGCGGUGCGUCUUUGACCACGACAAGGGGUCUAUUCCUAAAGGGUUUCUCAAGGAUAAAAAGCUUCUUUGCGAGGACUUCGAUGCUUGCGGUAACGCUAACUGCGUUAAGUCGCAUUCUUUUGCUGAGGUUUGCUGGUUUAACCCGCAAUUCCGCGUUGCUGAUUGUCCUAAAGGAAGCGAAUGCCCCAACAAGCAGACCUGUGUUGGUUCCCAUUCAGGAUAUUGUGGACGAAGGACUGCAAGGAUGAAUUCUCAAGUAGGAACAACCGAGAGAACCCUGUUUGUUGGGCGCGUGUAUGGGGCACUGAUUAAGCGCAGGACCCAGGCUUUAAGUGACACCCACCCCAAUGUGGCUGCGGAACCGACUAGCAGCAUCAACCCGGAAACAUUUCAAGAAGAUGAUAUAGUAGAAAUGGAGAACGCUUCUGAGGCUGAAAAUGAGGACGGUGACGAGCCGAACUGCAAACUGUCGUAAGCUUGUACAGCCGAGUUCAACCGCUUGUGGUUUAUAACGAUAUCGAGCAGAUAGCUCGGUAAGUAAACGCGACGAAUUGAACUUCCAAGUGGACAUUUGCAAAAGUGGAGGAUAUGAUUAUUCUGUGAUAAGUCCACAGUGCUUUUUCGAAGUAUCUCUCACUAUGAAAUUCAAUUACAAAGGCAAAAAAUAUAAAAUUGAAGCAAUGUUUGAAGA